AUGUCUUACGAGUCCGAUAUGAGCGACUCGUCCAGACUCGAGGAUGACUUUUCUGUCAUAGAGCGUCUUGCUGAUGCAAUUCGCGUUGAAGAAGACAUCAAGAUCAGCCAAGAAGACCGCAACACCAUCGUCCAGGAUCUGUAUGAGGGUCCAAGGCAGUGCCAAUGCUGCAUCAACUGGAUGACAGAAUGUCCCCAUGAUAUCGACCUCACCGAACUCGAGAAGGAUGAUGAAGCACCUGAGGAAGGCAAUCCGAUCAUUGUGCGACGUCGUGUGAUACCCGGAGCAGCGGGAAGCGUCGUCUCGAUUCAUUCCAUCGAGGUCCGCCACGCCGCAACUCGCAAGGUCCUUAUCGACGUUUUCAGCCCCUACGACGACAUUGUUCAGGACAUUAAAUACCUCUCUUUCCUUGCGCCAUUCCAUCAGUUCUACUGGCGCUGGGAGCAUUUCGAGCGCGCGGUGGCGGAGGAGCAGGACGAAGAAGUCAAAAAGAUCCUCCUCACGCUCAAGUGGAUUGUCAAACGCGAGCUUGCCGAGGCUUUUGCCGUGAGCAGAGAGCUCACUAGUCAUGGCGUCAUUAACUACAAAUACCUCUGGACUCUCUUUCCUCCUGGCGAGCUUGUCUACUCAAACGAUGAGGAUGACCAUCGGUUCUUCGUUGUUCAAUCGAUGAGCUGGACUCAGGUAAACAAUUACAACCUUCUUCUCACCUAUGUUGACUGGAACGGCACCAACUUUGGCACGUCAUCGAAGUCCCAGGGUCUUUGGAACUUUAUCGGGACACAGAAAAUCAACAGCCUGGACAUUUUCCCUGCCAAGUAUUUGAAGAACUUUGAGGGCAUGAGGACAAAGCUGACAGAGAGAGGCCGCAAAUUUGCCAGCCUGGCUGGGAAGCACUACAAGGCCUAUCACUCACCUAAAGGAGCCGAUGCCAAUACCGAACUGCGCAUCAUGGUCGACGGUGACCAUAGUCAGAGCCGAUCCUACUUGUUCGCUUUCAUUGGACUUUCCCCUGAAAAUUAUUUAUUCAGACAGCAAACAAGUCUGAUCAUUCAGGCACCGGUUGACUCGCCUCCUCCAAAUGGGCAUAUUCCCCUUCAAAACGAACGAAGACGCCGUGGUAACAACCGAUUCGAUGACUGGUCUGACGAUGAACCGUUGCCACAUCGCCGUCACCCCCGUCCCCCACCCCCUGCCCGCCCAAUGCCAAUGCCAAUGCCAAUGCCUCCACCGCCACCGGGAGUUGUACCCCUGCCGCCUGGAGCCGUUGGUAUACCGCCUCCGCCUCCACCAGGAAUGCGUUAUCCGCAGACCAGGGGACGCCCACCGGUCGAAGUUAUAAGGAAAAGAGGAAGUCGUCGACGCUCUGUAUCCAGCUCGAUCAACGGAAGAAUCGACGACUCCGCACUCGACUAUGCUAGAAGCCUAUUGACUGAUUUUCAUCUAUCUCUUUGUGUUCCCUGUGUUAUGGGUUACGACUUGAAGUCCAAGACCUGGAGGAGUUUUGAAGUGGACUAUAUCUGUGAUAUUGAGUGGAAUACGGAACCGUUCGAAAGCCUGGUACUCCCAGACGGCUACAAAGAUCUUAUCCUCGCUUUUGUCGAGAGUCAGGUGAAAAACAAGGACGCCUUCGAUGACGUGAUCAACGGGAAAGGUGGCGGCCUCGUUGCUUUGCUAGCUGGUGAGCCCGGUGUAGGCAAAACCCUCACAGCCGAAUCAGUGGCCGAGAAAAUAAAGGCUCCUCUGUUCAAGAUGGAACUGGGGGAGUAUAAUGAGGACGAGGGCAGCGAUUACGAGCGUUCCAGGAGCCCCGCUGCCAGAGACACAGGAGCCAGACGUAGGCAAGGAGACUUUACCUCGGCCUUUGAGCUUGCAGCUCGAUGGGGAGCUGUUCUUCUCAUUGACGAAUGCGACACGUACCUCGAGCAGCGUAACGAUAAGUCGUCGAAACGCAACAGAAUGGUGUCUCGUUUCUUGAGAGAGCUAGAGUACUACCCCUCGCUCCUCUUCCUCACGACGAACCGCGAGCGAUGCCUUGACCCGGCCGUCUACUCGCGUAUCCACCUGACGAUCAACUAUCCGGCCCUUGAUCAACCUUCCAGACUCAAGAUCUGGCAAACGUUUUUGGAAAAGAACGGUUCGAACAUGUCUAAGUCGGAGUUGGAAGCACUCUCCGAGAUCGAGGUCGACGGUAGACGUAUUCGAAACAUUGUCAAGACUUCAGGAAUUAUGGCUAAUAGAGAAGGCCGUCCAAUCCGCUUCGAUGACGUGAGAAAAGUCAUGAAGAUAACUGAAGGACUUGAGUUGAAAUCAUUUUACAUUGAGUUUUGA
Colletotrichum truncatum is the source of this 2331-nucleotide messenger RNA. RefSeq lists its product as uncharacterized. Lineage: Eukaryota; Fungi; Ascomycota; Sordariomycetes; Glomerellales; Glomerellaceae. Gene Ontology annotation, molecular function: ATP hydrolysis activity; ATP binding. The record is from RefSeq and is a predicted model, not a curated record.